Messenger RNA from Candidozyma haemuli, 843 nucleotides. RefSeq lists its product as uncharacterized. NCBI's taxonomy places the organism in Eukaryota, Fungi, Ascomycota, Pichiomycetes, Serinales, Metschnikowiaceae. The record is from RefSeq and is a predicted model, not a curated record. Gene Ontology annotation, molecular function: isomerase activity. The transcript has a single exon. The coding region runs from base 1 to 843 and encodes 280 amino acids. Gene Ontology annotation, cellular component: cytoplasm. Gene Ontology annotation, biological process: biosynthetic process.
AUGCCUCCUUUUAAGCAAGUCGACGUUUUCACUACUAAGAGAUACAAAGGUAAUCCUGUUGCUGUCUUUUUUGAGGCAGACGACUUGUCCAGUGAACAGAUGGCUCAGAUGUCAAGCUGGACCAACUUAUCUGAGGCUACUUUUGUUCUCAAGCCUACAAAUAAGGAUGCCGAUUAUAAGCUUCGUAUUUUUGCCCUCGAGCAUGAAUUGCCUUUUGCUGGUCAUCCUACCAUUGGCACUUGCCAUGCACUUCUUGAAGCCGGUUUAAUUGAACCUAAAGAUGGCAAAAUCUACCAAGAGUGUGCUGCUGGUUUGGUUGAACUUACCGUUGAAGAUGGCCGCAUCAAGUUCCAGCUCCCAUACGCUAAGCAAUUGCGUACCCCUGGCGAUAUCACCGCUGUUACCAAGCAUCUUUUCCAAGACGAGAUCAAGAGCACUUCUCCAGAAGCAAUCCUCUUCGAUGUGGGUCCACACUGGCUCACUCUUAGGCUUGACAGUGCGGAGACUGUUCUUCUGCUUAAGCCAAACCAGGCUGGUUUAAAGCAACUUUCAGAGGCAUGGGGGAUUACUGGAGUGCAAGCAUUGGGUCCACACAAGGCUGAGAAUACCUACGAAUUGAGAACCUUCUGCCCUGCUGUUGGCUGCGACGAGGACCCUGUGUGUGGUUCUGGAUCGGGUGCUGCUGGUGCAUUUUUGGCUGCUAGCGGCGAGCUCAAGGGUACUAUUAACAUCAUUCAAGGUACAAACCUCAAACGUGAAGGCAAAGUCACAGUUACGAACGAGGAUAAGGUGACUGUGGGUGGCCCUGCUAUCACCACCCUUGAGGGAACAUGGAAGCCAUAG